Messenger RNA from Leptopilina heterotoma, 766 nucleotides. RefSeq names its product riboflavin kinase (gene Rfk). Gene Ontology annotation, molecular function: riboflavin kinase activity. Gene Ontology annotation, cellular component: mitochondrion. Lineage: Eukaryota; Metazoa; Arthropoda; Insecta; Hymenoptera; Figitidae. Gene Ontology annotation, biological process: FMN biosynthetic process; riboflavin biosynthetic process. The coding region runs from base 202 to 645 and encodes 147 amino acids. The transcript has 4 exons. The record is from RefSeq and is a predicted model, not a curated record.
AAAGUCCCUAGAAUACAAUAAUAAUUAAAUGACGUGAUGCUGUAUACAUACCAAAGAUUAAAGAAAUAGAUUAUCUUUAUUAUACAAUAAUGAACAGUUUUAAAUGAUUUUUCCUUAUCAUUAUUGCUCUGAAGUAUUGGAAUUAUAUCAGUAUUUAAUGCAUUCUUGUCUGAAAAACGUUAAAAGCUAAAAUAAAGAACGAUGUUUAGUAAAUUUUUACCUUAUUGUACAACUGGAAAAGUUGUUCAAGGUUUUGGAAGAGGAUCAAAAUCUCUAGGAAUUCCAACAGCAAAUCUUCCUGAAGAUGUUGUCGAUGCAUUACCCAAAGAAUUUGGUACUGGAAUUUACUAUGGUUGGGCAUUAUUGGAAAAAUCAAUUUACAAAAUGGUUAUGAGUAUUGGUUGGAAUCCUUUUUAUAAAAAUGAAAAAAAAUCUAUGGAAGUUCACUUGAUUCAUGAAUUUCCCAGUGACUUUUAUGGUGAAACGAUUAAAAUUAUUAUCACCGGAUAUAUAAGGCCAGAGAAAGAUUUCACGUCUGUUGAUAAUUUAAUAAAAGAAAUACAAAACGACAUUGAAAUUGCCAAAAAGAAGCUCGAUGAACCAAAAAUGUGUGAAUAUAAAAGUCAUUCAUUUUUUGAACAAUAAUGCAAAAGUAAUUUCUAAUCUAUAUUUAUUGAAACAAGAGACCUAAACAUUAACGUGUAUAUACAAGGGUUAUUUGCAUAUUUUUAUAGAGAAAAUGUAAAAAUAAAUUUUAUAAAUUGAA